Molecule: messenger RNA, 1621 nt
Organism: Dichomitus squalens LYAD-421 SS1
Lineage: Eukaryota; Fungi; Basidiomycota; Agaricomycetes; Polyporales; Polyporaceae
Exons: 4
Coding region: 110-1144 (344 amino acids)
Biological process (GO): inositol phosphoceramide metabolic process
Cellular component (GO): inositol phosphoceramide synthase complex; Golgi membrane
Molecular function (GO): inositol phosphoceramide synthase regulator activity
Source: RefSeq, a predicted model, not a curated record
GUCUCCACCCGCACUCUCUCCAGGCCCUCCUCGCUCUUUUUCCUUCGUUGAGCGCAGUCUGCUGUUCAUGUCCGAACCCACACUAUAAUCGUUCCCGCACGCGUACCUAAUGAAACUCACGCUUCGCCCGGAGUGGAGGCUUCGGCCACUAACCUCCUUUCUUGGCUUUCUCGACAUCAAGACAGGCGUCACCAUCGCCCUCCUCUUUGCCCUCCUCAACAAAGUCGCAGGCGUAUAUGGCCUCGUCGCUCUCCUCACCGGUGCAGGUGGAUCCGUCGCUCAGCUGACCCUCUACAUCUACUCUGUGAUCGGGCUAGUUGCGCUCGUAUGGGGUCUCAAGGCCACCCUUCACGAGGACCCCAAGCAAACUCUCUACUUUGCCCAUCUGUUCUUUGCAGACCAUAUACUGUCAAGUGCUUGGCUCGUGUUUUUCGCCGUGCUGUGGUGGGUCUACACGCCGCACGAUGGCACGGUUCAAAUACAUUCGGACGCCCAAAAGGACGUCCAAGCGAGCGGACCGGGACACAACAUGACGGCAGAGGAGCGUGCAGCAGCGGCAAUGACUAUCUGGAACGCAGAGAAGGGCAUCGCCACCGCCAUGAUCGUCAUGGGCUGGGUCCUCAAGAUCUACUUCGCGGUUUUGCUGUAUUCGUACGCCAUCCACCUCCGCAAGGGCUCGUACCGGUCACUCCCCCACUCGCGAUCGUACUCGCCCAACGGCACCACCAACGGCGGCUUGUACUCUACGUCGGCUCUCCCGGACGAGGACGACGAUGACGUGGAGGAGUUCUACCGCCUGCCUGUACGUGCGCCGAACGCGCAGCCGCAGUCCCUACCGCAGAACGGCAGCGCCCGUACCGGAGGGCACACGCCCGCCUCUUCGCUCUCGAGCUUCACCGACUUCGUGAGCGCCCCGGCAGGACGUGCACGGCGCGGAAAGCCGGGCAAAUCCAACCUCAGUAUCUCCACGAGCGCGAACGGCGGCGUCGGCGCGGAGGGGCCUGGGGAGGUGAUCUUCGACGAGGACAUGUCGGAUGGCUCAGGGAGCCGGGAUGGCAAGCCGGAGGACAGGCGGCCGUUAAUGGGCGCUUCGGGGUCGUCGACAUCCUCGCAUAGCAGGAGAACGAGCCGGAGCAGAGAUUAGGGGUGAUUGGUAGGCGAGUCCUUGGCUUAUGUGUGCAAGUCUGAGGAUAUCGGGCGCGGUAUCUGCGGGAAGGCGGGGCCGUGUAGUCCCUUGGUCGUUGCUCGGUCGUGGUGGCAUGUUCUCGCGCAUUUUCCCCAGUCUUCAUCUACCGUCCAUACUGAACAUAAUGUCACAUAGAUACCUGGUUUACCUUGCGAUACACUACUCUCUUGUCUCUGGGCAGAUGAAGCCAUGACCACGCCGAACAAUUCUGCAGGACAACUCACCAAUUGUCGCAUGCAGCCAGUAUCGGCAGUCUCGAAGGUGCUGGUGCGCCGUGUUGUCUGAAGGUCUAGCGGAGGCAAUUGUCGACCUGUAUGAGGCAGUUGUGCGUUGCUCUGGCCUCUGGCCACCUAUGUUUCUGGUUUCUUGUCGGAGUUUUUCCCUUGUUCUCCUUGUGUUUAGCUCAGGCCGCUCGCCAAUGUACAUCGAUAGUCG